Molecule: messenger RNA, 461 nt
Organism: Suillus plorans
Lineage: Eukaryota; Fungi; Basidiomycota; Agaricomycetes; Boletales; Suillaceae
Product: NADH dehydrogenase 1 alpha subcomplex
Exons: 4
Coding region: 204-461 (85 amino acids)
Source: RefSeq, a predicted model, not a curated record
AUCCGGCAAUAAGUAUGAAUAAUUAUCAAGUGACGAAUAUAUAUGUAACUGGGGAGAAAGGAAUUGAGGGAACGGAUAAUACGUCGCUUGUACUAUUCUCACAGCUCAGGAACAAAUGAGACCAAAUAAAUCGGAAACGCCGACCUUCUACAGAACACCAACCCAUAUACACAACACUUCUGAUCACUGAAGCACAUUCCACCAUGCCUGUCCCAUGGGAAGCUCUCAUUCCAUUUGGCCUGCUCACUUCAAUGUUUGCAGCAGCCGGAACGCUCUUGAAUGUUUCUAAAAGGGCUCAGAAUCAAGGCAAGCCUGUUCGAUACCACGUCGAUUCUUGGGACGAGAUGAUGAUGGACCGUGAUAGACGGUUAACAGGACACACACGUGGACAAUCUUCAAACCCCGUACCUCCAGAAGGUUUCGAGACGAGUAGCGCUUGGUACACGGAAGCUACAUCAUAA